Messenger RNA from Hibiscus syriacus, 892 nucleotides. RefSeq names its product transport and Golgi organization 2 homolog. Lineage: Eukaryota; Viridiplantae; Streptophyta; Magnoliopsida; Malvales; Malvaceae. The transcript has 5 exons. The coding region runs from base 29 to 874 and encodes 281 amino acids. The record is from RefSeq and is a predicted model, not a curated record.
UCUCGUUUCAUAUUCUUAUAUCGUCUCCAUGUGUAUUGCUGCAUUUAUUUGGCAAGCUCAUCCACUCUAUCCUCUUCUUCUGCUACAUAACAGAGAUGAAUACCACAACAGGCCUACAAAGGCAUUGGCAUGGUGGGAUGUUGAUGGCUAUGAGAUAUUGGGAGGAAGAGAUGAAGUUGCAGGAGGAACAUGGCUGGCAUGUUCCAGACAAGGUAGAGUAGCUUUCCUUACCAACGUGUGGGAGCUUCAUCACCUUCAGCGUACCAAGAGUCGCGGAGACCUGCCUUUACGUUUCUUGAAGAGCACAAAGAGCCCCAUGGAAUUUGCCGAGCAAAUGAUGGUGGAUGCUCAUCGAUACAAUGGAUUUAACCUCAUAGUGGCUGAUAUUCCAUCCAAAUCAAUGGUUUAUAUCUCCAAUAGGCCAAUAGGAGAACCCAUUACCAUUCAACUUGUCUCCCCAGGUCUUCAUGUACUUUCAAAUGCCAAGCUUGACUCACCCUGGCCUAAGGCUGUCCGAUUAGGUCAACGCUUCAAACAAAUGCUGAAUAAGUAUGGCAGAAAAGAAGUAAUGGUGAAAGAAAUGGUUGAGAAACUAAUGAAGGACAGAGUCAAAGCUGAUAAAAGCAAAUUACCAGGCAUUUGUGCUCUCGACUGGGAGUUCAACCAUAGCUCUAUAUUCGUUGAAGUGGACACCCCACGGGGGCUUUGUGGCACGAGGAGUACUGCAGCAUUGACCAUACGUGCUGGUGGGGAAGUUAGCUUUUAUGAUAAAUAUCUUGAAAAGGAUAUGUGGUUUGAGAGAACAAUCAACUAUCUCAUCCAGAAAAAAACUAGGGAUUGUACUACUCAACUUACUUAUUUGUGUAUGUUAUAAGCAUGUAAUGAUUUUAUU